Molecule: messenger RNA, 2906 nt
Organism: Nezara viridula (southern green stink bug)
Lineage: Eukaryota; Metazoa; Arthropoda; Insecta; Hemiptera; Pentatomidae
Source: the annotation of a GenBank genome assembly
CUCCCACUUAGUGGUGUGUUCAUCACAGUUUACAAUUGUAAGUUGAUAUAUUUUUGUACAUCAAUUUAUAUUUAUUUUUAAGUAUGGAAGAGGGAAGAGCCCGAGGAAGGGCUAGGGGCAGAGCUAGACAGGACCCUAAGAAAACAGAGGUGACCCAUAAUGUGAUUGAAGCAAGAGGAGUUAGAUCCAAGCCAUUGCAAGCUCCUCCAACAGUAGCAUCUGUGACUGGUGAUAUGAAACAGCUUUCAGUUACACCAAGAAGAACUGUUGGAAGAAAAAUGAUGGACAAACUGGACUAUGUUUCUAUUAGGUCGAGGCCUAAAGAACUUGUAACAAAGCAAGGAUCUACAGGACAGAAAGUCAAACUACAAGCCAAUUAUUUUAAGCUAGAAACACAUCCUGAUUGGGCCUUGUACCAGUACAGAGUUGAUUUUUCACCUGAAGAAGAAAGAACUGCCGUCAAAAAGGCUCUACUCAAACCCCAUAAAGAUAUUUUUAACUGUGCAUAUCUGUUUGAUGGUACUGUGUUGUAUGUAUGUAAUCGUUUAAAAACUGAUCCUAUAGAACUUUUUUCUCUCAGGGAUACAGAUCGAAAGAAGAUUAGAAUUACCAUAAAAUUUGUGGGAGAUGUGGUUAUGGGAGAUUAUCAGUAUCUCCAAGUUUUUAAUAUUAUUAUGCGCAAGUGCCUUGACAAUCUAAAAUUACAAAUGGUUGGCCGAAAUUUUUUUGAUGCCAAAGCAAGAAUUGAAAUUCGUGAAUAUAGGAUGGAGCUUUGGCCAGGUUAUUUAACCUCCAUUCGGCAAUGUGAGGAUCACAUCCUCAUGAAUGCAGAAAUAACAUACAAAGUAAUGCGUUGCGAGACUGUUUUUGAUUUAAUUGUUAAAUGCAGGUCGUCUGAAGAUUGGGAAAAAACCUUUGAGAAUGCAAUCAUAGGUACCAUUGUGUUAACCGAUUACAAUAAUCGUACAUAUCGGAUUGAUGAUGUUAAUUUUAGUUGUACACCCAUGUCAAAAUUUAAAAUUAAGAACGGUGAAUCAUCUACUUACUGUGAAUACUACAAAACACGAUAUGGAAUUAGGAUUAGGGAGCCAAAUCAACCUAUGCUGGUUUCUAAAGCAAAACCUAGAGAAGUCCGUGCAGGUAUGACGGAAAUCAUCUAUUUGGUUCCAGAAUUGUGCCGAUUGACAGGAUUAACUGAUGACAUGCGCACUAACUUCCAGCUCAUGAGAGCGCUUGCUGAGCAUACUAGAGUUACUCCAAAACUUAGAAUUGAGAAAUUGUUGAAAUUUAAUCAUAGAUUAAAAGAGAGUAAAGAAAUCACUAAAGAUUUGGAUUCAUGGAACAUGAAGUUAGCAGAGUCAUUGAUAACAUUUGACGGGCGGGUCCUUCCCAUGGAAAAAAUUUACUUUGGAGAUAAUAGGACAGUUACUGCAGGUAAUGAUGCAGAUUGGACCCGAAGUAUGCGAGAUCAUUCUAUGCUUACUAGUGGAAAUUUCAAAUCCUGGUCUAUUGUUUAUUUAGGAAGAACAAAGAGUGAAGUAAACAGCUUUAUUCACACUCUUGCAAAGGCAGCAGAGAGUUUGAACUUUCGUGUCCCUACACCAAGAAUGACUGAAGUUGUAAAUGACAGGUGUGGUAGUUAUGUCGAAGCAUUAGAUUCUGUGAUUUCUAUGCAUAAUCCUCAGUUAAUACUUUGUAUUGUUCCUAACAGCAGAGCUGACAGGUAUGCAGCUAUCAAAAAGAAAUGUUGUGUCGAUCGAGCAGUCCCUACCCAAGUUGUAGUGGCAAAACAUUUCAACUCCAAAAAUCUCAUGGCAAUUUCCACUAAAAUAGCCAUUCAAAUAAAUUGUAAACUUGGUGGUAUACCUUGGACUAUCGCGAAUCCACUAAAAGGGUUAAUGGUGGUGGGAUAUGAUGUUUGUCAUGAUGCUUCCCGAAAAGAUAUGUCUUAUGGAGCAAUGGUGGCGUCGUUGAAUCCUUCCCUUUCAAGAUACUACUCAUCUGUGACUCCUCAUUCUCAUGGAGAAGAACUAUCUAAUGAUUUAGCGAUGAAUAUCUUCAAAGCUAUUAUUCGUUAUAAAGAAAACAAUGAUGGCGGAAUUCCUUCAAUGAUAAUAAUUUAUCGAGAUGGAGUAGGAGAAGGUCAAAUACCGUUUGUUUAUAAUCAUGAAGUAAGAAUUGUAAAAGAACGACUGUCUGAAAUUUAUAAAGAUAAACCUCCCAAGUUAGGAUUUGUGAUAGUUACUAAGAGACUCAAUACUAGGCUAUUCCUCAAUGGCAGUAAUGCUACCCCUGGUACAGUCGCUGAUGAUUGCAUCACUUCCCCAGACCGCUACGAUUUCUUCCUCGUAUCUCAAUCUGUACGUCAAGGUACUGUGAGUCCCACAUCAUAUAAUGUAAUUGAUGAUUCAACAGGUCUAGAUGCAGACAAAAUGCAACGGCUCGCUUACAAAAUGACUCAUUUAUACUACAACUGGAGUGGAACAGUGAGAGUUCCUGCUCAAUGUCAAUAUGCACAUAAAUUAGCUUUUCUCGUUAGUCAAUGUUUACACAGAGCCCCAAAUCCUGAUCUUGAUGAUCUAUUGUAUUUUCUUUAAAAUUUAUUUAAUUAAGAAUCAAUAUUUCCAAUGUACUUGUUUUUAGCUAAGUUAUUUUAAACUUUAAUAUUAUUUAUUUUAUUUUUAUUCCUAUUUGAAUGAUCUAAUUGAGAUAAGAAUUAUCUUAACUAAAUAUUUUAGCCUUAUUGGUUUUUAAAAGGAGAUUGAUGUUCUACAGUUCUUUUACAGUUACAUAUUUGAAUACCAUAAUUUUUAUUUUCGAUGAUGAAAAGAAUUAUCUUUGUUUUACAGACAUUUGCAACAUAACAUGCAAGUACAAAACUAAAUAAUCUUUGUUAGUUUAUAACU